Amoebophrya sp. A25 is the source of this 2945-nucleotide messenger RNA. The record is from the annotation of a GenBank genome assembly. Lineage: Eukaryota; Dinophyceae; Syndiniales; Amoebophryaceae.
UACGUGGUGGAUCACGAUCGUCCUAUGAUCGCAGAACUUGUCCCCUGUGGACACAAAUUGCAUUUCGAAUGCUUAGGAGAGUAUUUUCGGUCUUGCGAAAACGAGAAGAACGUUCUCUCGGGAGCGUCAGAAGCCGUGCUUCCGCGAAUGAUUCUGCGCGCGAAUGGUCAAGCCCACGGGGGACAGGAAGAUCUUUCGCGGAUCGAGCGGGGAGUGCAUCCCGCGUCACAACUGAAGAACGUGGUCUGUCCUCUGUGUCGAGGAGACUUUUUUUUCAAAAAAAAAGUGGUGCAGGAUGUUGAGUAUGAGGACGAGUUUGCUUCACUCUGCGCAUCGAUGCUAGGCUGUGGAUUCUCUAGUGGGAUCUGUGAUCAUGAUGAUCAUGAUCCUUUUCCUCUACUCCAAGAAGAACGUCAACAUUAUCGAGAUGGCCACAUCAAAAGGAACAGCGACGGCGCUUCGACGACACCCUCGGGCGACGAAUUGCAUUCGGGAGACGGAGAGCAAGAUGAAGGGCAGAUUUUGCGUCGACGUCAUGUUUUAUGGAAAGAACUUGCGGAGCUUAAGGUGGAGCGAGCGGAAGAGCCGGCGUUUGAGCAACGGGAAGAUCUGAAGCAGAAGCUCGACGCGGUCCAAGGAGACGAUACUAUGUUCGAAGAUGAAAACAAGGAAAAAAAACCGGUCUCGUCUACCUCUACGGAUUCGAUAAAGCCAAAUAUACUUCCUUCCAGAUCUUCGUUUGCACGACGCGUACUGCGGUCUUUGUUGAAGAAGAAAUUGCCGUCGCCUUCUUGUGUACGACGCUCGAUGCGGUCUUUGUUUCGGACCGUCUCCCGUGACCGCAAAAGGCGUAAGCGGUUUCUACGCACUGUGGCGGCUCUCGCAUCCCUUCCAUCAAAGUUGUGUAAGCCUCCUGUAGUGGAUGCAGUGAUGAAGAAACUGAUAGGAAGAUCGUUGUCGUUCGCCACCUUGGAACUGCUUGUCACGGUAUUCGCGAGUUUCCGCACCUACGUCUUUCUGUUUUCUUUCCUCGUGGAAAAGGGACCGAUCAAAACGGAUACGCUUUUGCAAUACGACUUUUUUGAGAGCGACUUCGUGAGAAGGAUGUAUCCAAGGCUUGUUCUGUGCGUAAUUUUUGAAACGCUGGUUGCGCAAGCCCUUUGCCAACAAAAACUAUUUUCGGGCGCAAACCUGUCGCCGCAAGGGCUUCUGAUCCGCCUAAACCGCCUCCUCGGAAGGCAUCUGCCGAAACUGCAUCAAGGAGUGUUUGGUCCAAGGGAUCAUGGUCUAUCUUUCGACCCCGUAGCUGCAGAACAGUGGGGCGUUGCACCGGCAGGAAGCAGUGCUCCAUUUGGAGAAGGAGGAGGAGGAGACGGUGCUAUGAUCUUUGCGACUGGCGUGGACCCUUUUUGUGAUUCCACCGAUGAAAGCGUUGGCAAAAGCAAGCUGUUGACGUUCACUGACUUGCUCCUUUUGAAUCUUCUGCAUUACGGUGUGUAUCGACCUAUGCGCUGCUUCCACUACAUCUUGGCGGAAGAGUUUUUUCAGGAGGUUUUUUAUCCAGAUCUAUUGGAAUACCUCACGACUGGGGAAGAAAGAGAGGUAGAAGGAGAUCAAGACUCACCACGACACUCUGCUGACUCGAGGUCCUCGUCGUCGUCCAGAACUCGUCGUGGUUUUUCGAAGUUUUUUCAGAGAGAGUACAUGCCGAAACAUCGACAAGAGUUGUUUGGAGCUGAUGAAGGGGACGAGACUACUACGAGCUCAUUCUCAUCCGGACGACGUCAGUGGGAAGAGAACUAUCCGGACGUGGAUCAACUUUGGGCCCGCGCGCUCGACCAUUUUGAAAGACUCGGGUACAAUUUUGACGACGAUGUAGACGAACUGGAGGAUCUACAUCAAGUAGCAGAGAACGGUGAAGACGAAGUACAUCUUCAAGAUCAAGAUCAAGAAGAAAAGAACAGCGCUGUUCUUAGAGAUGAACAAAAGAUUGUCGAGGACGAGGACAAAAAAGUGCUACAUCGAAAUGAAAACGGCGAAAACAAGAAAAAGAUUGCCGUAGAAAAUCUCCGUUCCUGCUUUGGGUCUUUCGGUUUUUUGUUCGAUUUCGUGCCUUCAGCAGUCGAGCGCCAGGUUUUUUACCCGCGGCCACCGGGAGUCACGGUCGAGGAGUACUAUGAUGGGCAGAACGGGCACAUAGGGACAGAGUACAUCCCGGUGAACAGACCCGUGAUCAAGGACUUUGCUGUACAGGCAUUCCACAAAGCGACGAGUCUAGCGGGAAGAAAAAAGGUUGAGAAAAAAGUAAAGUCGUUGCUUCGAAUGGAAAGGGAAAAUAGAUCCAGUAGAAGAGCAGGGACUGGUAGCGGUAUUGAUGGCGCCGAACAUCAAAAUCUAUCAACACGACUAUCUCAUGUUUCAUCUUCCGCUUCAAGUGCAAGCGGAAGUUGUGCUGGAGCAAAUGCAAGCGGAACAAGUCGUGCAAUUUUUGUAGAAAAUUCGAAAGAAUUCGAAUCGUUCAGGAGUUUCUGUGCAGAAUUGAAGGUGUUAUGUGGUGCGAACUUUAAGCCUGAGAAAUUGGAAGCGUUUAGAGAUCGAGUAAUGAAAGACAAAGCUGCCAGGAAAGCGAAAGAAUCAUUAAAAGCCAAUUGAUGGCGAAAGCGGAAUUCACAAGUUGAUGUGAUUCUGUACUUAAAUAGGCCAGCAGGAAAACUUCAUUGAUGAUAACGGGGAACCAAUCUCGAACGUUGAAAAAGCUACGGUAUACAGUACUUGUAUGUGGGCAGAUUAUCAAAUUUUCAUUCAUCACCAUCACGAACACGAGCUUGAAAAUGAACGCUCAGCCGAAAAGUCAGCCUUUUAAGAGGAAAAAUCUGCAUCAAACAAAUGUCCGCGAAUCGAAGUCAAACCAUAUUCGAGCUACAAGAACUAUCUUGACACGCGAU